AUGUCGAAGAAAGGCCCAGGUUCUAGCAGCAGUAAGAAGAAGAUGAAACCUUCCAAGGUUUCGAAAGUGCGGAAGCAGCCUUCUUUGAAACAGAAGCUCCAGAAGGAAUCCAAGAUUGUCAAGAUCAAUGACUUAGCGUGGAAACCAGUCGAGAUCCCUGACAACAUGGGCGACUAUGGUGGGUUUUAUGGGCUUGAAGAGAUUGACGGGGUGGAUAUGGAGGUUAUUGACGGAAAGCCCCAAUUUGUCGUACGCGAGGAUAAGACUACCAGUGCAGCAAGUGCCGUGACAGUCCUAGAUGAAGCUCGCGAAGCAGGUGAUGAUGAGAACGGAGAUGAGGACGACAUGAUAGCAGAUGACGACGAGAACGAAGACGAAGAAAACAAAGAAGAAGAAGAAGAAGAAGAAGAAGAAGAAGAAGAAGAGUUUACUGGCUUUGACGAUACUGACGACAUGUCUGUAAAUUCACCACCCGGUCAAGCAAGCGAGGGUGUACCGACAGAAAAAGAUGAGCUUCAAUUCAACGCAUUUGCCAACUUGGACCUACCGUUGCCAAGCGACGACGAUAUAGACUUACCAGAUUGGGAAGAAGACAACUUUGACACGAGCUUGAGUCCGUACAUUUUAAACGGAUUGUCCCACCUCCAAUUCAACACUCCCACCCCAAUCCAAAAGCAAACUAUACCACUCGCACUACAGGGCAAGGACGUUGUCGGUAAGGCAACCACCGGUUCCGGUAAGACUUUGGCUUAUGGUAUCCCCAUACUUGAAAAGUACAUACAAUCACUAUCUGAAGUGAAACAAAAUGUAAAUGAAAAACGGGUAAACCACCCUACGGGUAUCAUCUUUACCCCAACGAGAGAAUUGGCGCACCAAGUGGUUGAUCAUUUGAACAGGUUGGCACAGUUUGCACCACUCUCGACAAAGGGUAUCGUAAGUGUCACGGGUGGGUUGUCGAUUCAAAAACAACAAAGGCUUCUUGGGUUUGGUCCCGCAAUCAUUGUGGCCACACCGGGCCGUAUGUUGGAAUUGUGUCAAAACGAUGAAGAGUUGGUGGAACGAUUGAGCAUGACCAACGUCAUUGUGCUCGAUGAGGCCGACCGAUUGUUGCAAGAGGGCCAUUUUGAAGAAUUUGAAAAAAUCUUGGAGUUGUUUUCGAAAAAGCGACCUAGAAAUGACAAAAAAAAUAGGGAUGUGCCUUGGAAAUGGCAAACUUUGGUGUUUAGUGCUACGUUCUCGAGGGAUUUGUUUGGCAAGCUAGACAAGCAUCAAAAACACCAAAAGGCAACAGAUAGUGGCAACUCCUUGGUUCAAAACGACGAGAUUAUAGACUUGUUGAAUGAGAAGUUGAAGUUCAAGGAUAAAAAACCCAUGUUGGUAGAUGCAAACCCCAAAGAAGUUGUCUCGGGUCAGAUUACCGAGGCGUUGGUUGAGUGUGGUCCGCUUGAACGAGACUUGUACUUGUACUAUUUCUUGUUGAUGUACAAGGGCUCUACUUUGGUGUUUGCCAACUCCAUCGACUCAGUAAAGAGACUCGUGCCCUUACUCAACAAUCUCAAGAUCCCCGCUUUCGCCAUCCACUCGUCCAUGAUUCAAAAGCAGAGGCUUCGCUCCUUGGAAAAAUUCAAAGAAGCAAGCGAAAAGAACCAGACUGCCGUGUUGGUUGCAUCCGAUGUGGCAGCUAGAGGCUUAGAUGUUCCCAGCAUCGAUCAUGUUGCCCACUACCAUUUGCCACGAUCGGCAGAUGUGUACAUCCACCGUUCGGGAAGAACCGCGAGAGCUGGCAAGGAAGGUGUCUCGGUGAUGUUUUGCUCGCCGCAGGAGGCAUCGGGACCGUUGCGGAAAUUGCGCAGAUUGGUCGCGAGCAACGCCGAUAAGAACAAGAGAAUCAGCGUGCAUCAAAACGACGUCAAGUUGUUGCCUAUUGAAAUGGAUUUGGUGACGCAGUUGAAGCCGCGAGUUGAACUCGCUGGACGCUUAGCUGAUGCUAAUCUUUCAUCUACCGCCUCGAGGAAGGAAAACACGUGGGUGAAACAAGCGGCCGAGGAUCUCGGGGUGGAAGACUUGCACGAUCUCGACGAUUUUGAAGACGACAUCAUCAAGAAACAGCGAAAGAGACAAGAAAAUCGGCUGUUGACCAAGGAGGAGCAAAAGAGGCUUCGGUUUGAAUUGAAGGAGUUGCUUGCAAAUCCCAUCCGCAAAAACAACAGGAGAUCGUACAUCACCACAGGUCUUGAAAACUUGGCACAUCAAAUGGUGCAAGGCAAGCACCAUGAAGACGUCUUGGGGCAUGCAAAAGUCAAAGCAUUAAAGGAUUUGCAGAAAAAUGGAAGCAGCAUCAAGCCCGUGAAGAAUAACCGGAUCGAGAAAAUUGCAAAGAUUAACGAGCGCAAACAGAGCAGGAAAGAUGCAAAGAAGGAAGCGAAACAGAAAAGACUAGAGCUCAAGCACGGAGGUGGGAACCAGAACAAGAACGAGAGCGAUCUGGAAUAA
Messenger RNA from Lodderomyces beijingensis, 2493 nucleotides. The record is from the annotation of a GenBank genome assembly. NCBI's taxonomy places the organism in Eukaryota, Fungi, Ascomycota, Pichiomycetes, Serinales, Debaryomycetaceae.